This is a messenger RNA of Dreissena polymorpha, 1664 nucleotides long. RefSeq names its product complement factor H-like. The record is from RefSeq and is a predicted model, not a curated record. Lineage: Eukaryota; Metazoa; Mollusca; Bivalvia; Myida; Dreissenidae. Bases 253 to 1491 code for a protein of 412 amino acids. The transcript is spliced from 8 exons.
CAUAAAGUGCCGUUCCAAAUUAGUCUAUCCGCUAUUGGGACAACACUUUCCGCCUAAAUGGGAGUUUCUUUGAGAAGACACUUUGAUUCAACGAAAACUUCUCUUAUUCUUCGAUGACAUUUAACGCACAUACAUUAACCUUACAAUUCCUUGAAAUAGGCUCAUAUUUACUCCGAGUCUGCUUCAUCAAGAUUAAACGCAUACUUAUCUUCAAGAGCACUUAAUACUUCACUGAACGGCAAUCACUUUGGAAUGAUUCAUUCGGUCGAUGUAAACACCAGAGCGCAACUGUGUCAGUCAUUUAACCUCAAACUUUCGAACAACAUGUGGGGACAGUUGAUUAUCGCUUUAGCCUGUGCGUCGAAGGUUUUAGCGCAAGACUGUGUGAUCCCAUCCGGUUCGCAGUUCAGCAAGGCUACUUACCGUCCGUAUGACUUCGGGCGAAAGACCUUUUACAACGCCGGAGAGCGGCUUAUUGUCGGCACGAAGAUCAGGGUUGUAUGUAACAAGGACCGUCAAGGAGAUGCUGUUUUAAAGGUCAGCAAUCAUGUAUGCAGCGCCGGAAAUUGGAGUCAACCACUUCCGGUUUGCCAAGAAUAUAAACGAUGCAGAGCGCCCCCUAGGGUUGAGAAUACCACAGCGUCCGAAAGAAUCACGCCCUACAUAAUCUUUCCCCACCAGACUGUUGUCACCUACAAAUGUAACGCAUACUUCGAUAAGCGUGGAAUGACGUCAACUGUAACGUGCGUUGAUGGCGAAUGGACGUCAGCCGACGUCAUUUGCGUGAAUAGCACGACGGUGAGGUCAGAAAUAAAAGAGACUAUUGAAACAACUACUAAAAAUGGGAUACCAUCAGCGUUCUGUGAGGCCCCGGAUAUUGACUUUUCCAUCACUUGGGUGUUCAACAACAUGACAAAGAUGGAUGAUAUAUCUGGUACCCGGCAUCUAGAUGGCACUGUCCUAACUGUGGUGGACCCCCGAUGCUCCCAUCGUGGAACCGGAAACUAUACCUGCCAUGAAGGCCAAUGGGUUGCUAAUGCACACUGCAAUCCAGAUCGGUGUGUGUACGACAGGACCCGAUAUGUCUUCAAACCAAACAUUACUGCGGACGGAUUAGACCGAACCACGGAAUACGUAAACUCGGGAACAUUCGUGCACGUAGAAUGCGCUGCACCGAAUGGGAUACCAGGAUAUGACUCUACGUGCCAAGAUCUUCGUUGGGAUCCAGCCCUGCCGAAUUGCGAUGGAGGAAACCAACAAAUAUCCAAUAAACAAGAAACAAGAAUUAUCGCCUCAGUGGUACCUUCGGUAUUGUUACUCGGUGCAGUCAUUGCUCUCGCUGUUUAUUGCAGUAAACUUAGAAGAAAGCAAACACAAAAUCUAACAGACAAAAACUAUUUCACAACAACGGAGGUGUUAACGGACAAGUGCAACUACGAGAUACUUGACAAAUACACAGUGACAGAGCAGGCUAGGGGAACGAAUCGUUAACGAUGUGUCUUACAAAAACGCAAUUUCAUCAAAAUCACAGUUUGUUUGAUGCAAGUAGAACAAAAAUAAAUGUAAGCACGUAUGCUAUACAAUGGCUAAGUUUGAAAAUGAAAUGAAGUUCCAAUUAUUGAAGAUACAAACGAUAACGUUCAUUACCGUUUUGUACACGACAU